AUUUCUCGUUUCGUUCCCCUUCGUUUAGAAUGACACUAGUAGUUAGUUAGUGGAAGUGUGUUUAUUGUUUUUUUCUGCUGUCAAUUUAGUUUUCAUUAAACUCUACACGCUUCCUCGCGAGCCGUAAAGGGAAAACCUACACCAGACAAAUCUCUGCUAAAAGCAAUAAAGUAAAGAAAAUGGCACCAAACGCAGCAGCUCAACCUGUUCCACGUUCACGUUAUGAACCAGAAACUGGCAUCAAUGCUAUUCUAUUGGGUCCUCCUGGUUCCGGCAAAGGAACUCAAGCCCCUUUGUUGAAGGAAAAAUACUGUGUCUGCCACUUAUCCACUGGUGAUAUGUUGCGUGCUGAAAUCAGCUCUGGUUCCGAAUUGGGUGCCACUCUCAAAAAAGUCAUGGACGAAGGCAAAUUGGUGUCUGAUGAAUUGGUAGUCAAUAUGAUCGAUAAGAAUUUAGAUAAACCUGAAUGUAAAAAUGGUUUCUUAUUGGAUGGCUUCCCACGUACCGUAGUACAAGCUGAGAAGUUGGAUGAAUUAUUGGCCAAGAGAAAAUCUGAAUUAGAUGCUGUUAUUGAAUUUGCCAUUGAUGAUAGUUUGUUGGUGCGUCGUAUUACCGGCCGUUUGAUUCAUCCCAGCAGUGGACGUUCUUAUCAUGAAGAAUUUGCUCCACCCAAAGUAAACAUGAAGGAUGAUGUCACUGGUGAACCUUUGAUCAGACGUAGUGAUGACAAUGCUGAAGCUUUAAAGAAACGUUUGGAAUCUUAUCACAGACAAACCAAACCUUUGGUUGACUACUACGCCUUGAGAGGUUUACACUUCAGCGUUGAUGCUGCCAGAAAAUCUAGCGAUGUCUUUGCCCAUAUUGAUCAAAUCUUUGUCCGUCAACGUCAACAAAGAGCGCAAUCUUGAUUAGGCUUGUUUUUAAGCAAAUUAUUUAUUUAAUACUUGAUUUUUGUUUACAAACCUAUUAUUAUUUUUUCUUUUUUUUUAACUGCCAGAAAAGUAAUAAAUGCAAGAUUUUAAUUGUUUCCCCUUUCUCACCUAAAGUUUUAGUAAAUUUGAAUUUAUUAUUUUAAUUUAAAUUUAUAAAAUAAAAACUUUAUUUACAAAUGCAUAAGAGAAAAAAAAAGAAAACAAACAUAAACAACCUGUACUAUAACAAAAUGACUAAUUCUUCUUGUAAAUGUGUAAUAAACAAAACAAAAUUUUAAAACAACAAAAUAAUAUACUACUUAAAUAUAAAUAAAAAAAAAAAAAAAAAUCUAAAU
Lucilia sericata (common green bottle fly) is the source of this 1267-nucleotide messenger RNA. RefSeq names its product adenylate kinase (gene Ak2). Gene Ontology annotation, cellular component: mitochondrion; cytoplasm. Gene Ontology annotation, biological process: ADP biosynthetic process. The transcript has 4 exons. The coding region runs from base 180 to 908 and encodes 242 amino acids. The record is from RefSeq and is a predicted model, not a curated record. NCBI's taxonomy places the organism in Eukaryota, Metazoa, Arthropoda, Insecta, Diptera, Calliphoridae. Gene Ontology annotation, molecular function: AMP kinase activity; ATP binding.